AUGUCACACGCACGCGGGACACUGUUCGCACUCGUUGCGCUCUCCACGGCGAUGGUUUGCCUCGGAGAUUCGAGGGCACUGUCGUCGGUGGUUUCGCAGGAGCAGAGCUACUUCUUCGGGACGAAACCAGCGAACAAUCUCCUGUGCUACACGAAGACCAUCUCAAAGACGUCGGCACUGCCCGCCACCGUGACCUACACGAACGGGAACACGAAGAACAUCAACUUCGUCACGAUGAACGCGGACAAGUACUCUCCGUUGGGGUACACGGUGGAUUUGACGAGUGGACAGCUUGGGACGACUGCGAUUAGCUAUAAGCUGAAUGGACCCUCGAUACUUCCGUAUGCGAUUAUCGUCAAUAUGUACUGUGAUCCUUAA
Anopheles coustani is the source of this 378-nucleotide messenger RNA. RefSeq lists its product as uncharacterized. The record is from RefSeq and is a predicted model, not a curated record. The transcript has a single exon. Bases 1 to 378 code for a protein of 125 amino acids. Lineage: Eukaryota; Metazoa; Arthropoda; Insecta; Diptera; Culicidae.